UGUCACACACACAGGACGAUCGACACUAUAAAAACCCUCGAUCAUUGUUCGAAGGACUCAAACAAGCAGGUGUCCUUGGGCAGAACUAGUGUUAAUUAUCGAAUAGGGUUAAUAGGAGCUGAGUUAACCGGCACAAUCAUGCAGAUCUUCGUGAAGAUGUUGACUGGCAAGACCAUUGCCGUGGACACUGAACCAGAAGCAACGGUUGAGAGUGUUAAGAAGCAGAUCGACGAGCGUGAGGAAAUCCCUCCGAACCAACAGCGUAUGAUCUUCGCUGGCAAACAGCUGGAAGACGGUCGUCAGCUUCAGGAAUACAGCAUCAUCAAGGGCUCUACCAUCCAUUUGGUGCUGCGCCUCAAGGGUGGCAUGCAAAUCUUUGUGAAGAUGUUGACUGGCAAGACCAUUGCCGUGGACACAGAACCGGAAGCAACGGUUGAGAGUGUCAAGAAACAGAUCGACGAGCGUGAGGAAAUCCCACCAAAUCAACAACGCAUGAUCUUCGCCGGAAAACAGCUGGAGGACGGUCGUCAGCUUCAGGAAUACAGCAUCAUCAAGGGCUCUACCAUCCAUUUGGUGCUGCGCCUCAAGGGUGGCAUGCAGAUCUUCGUGAAGAUGUUGACUGGCAAGACUAUUGCCGUGGACACAGAACCUGAAGCAACGGUUGAGAGUGUCAAGAAACAGAUCGACGAGCGUGAGGAAAUCCCUCCGAACCAACAGCGAAUGAUCUUCGCUGGCAAACAGCUAGAAGACGGUCGUCAGCUUCAGGAAUACAGCAUCAUCAAGGGCUCUACCAUUCAUUUGGUGCUGCGCCUCAAGGGUGGCAUGCAAAUCUUUGUGAAGAUGUUGACUGGCAAGACCAUUGCCGUGGACACAGAACCGGAAGCAACGGUUGAGAGUGUCAAGAAACAGAUCGACGAGCGUGAGGAAAUCCCUCCGAACCAACAGCGAAUGAUCUUCGCUGGCAAACAGCUAGAAGACGGUCGUCAGCUUCAGGAAUACAGUAUCAUCAAAGGCUCUACCAUCCAUUUGGUGCUGCGCCUUAAGGGUGGCAUGCAGAUCUUCGUGAAGAUGUUGACUGGCAAGACCAUUGCCGUGGACACAGAACCGGAAGCAACGGUUGAGAGUGUCAAGAAACAAAUCGACGAGCGUGAGGAAAUCCCUCCGAACCAACAGCGAAUGAUCUUCGCUGGCAAACAGCUAGAAGACGGACGUCAGCUUCAGGAAUACAGCAUCAUCAAGGGCUCUACCAUCCAUUUGGUGCUGCGACUGAAGGGAGGAUCACCACUUAACGUCGACUAAGCGCAUAAGUGAAUGGUUACUAGAUCAAAGAAAGCAUGGAACAGGUUCAACCCCAUUCCGUUGAUAAGACAAUGUGCAACAAAAAACGCAAACAAACUGCCAAAAAUAUUGAUGAAAUUUUUCAAAUCAUGAACGACCUCUACAAAGUGGAAGUGUACCUGAUAAUAAAACUUUUUGUUGAAUAA
Messenger RNA from Anopheles stephensi (Asian malaria mosquito), 1484 nucleotides. Its product is annotated as polyubiquitin-like. The coding region runs from base 139 to 1299 and encodes 386 amino acids. The transcript is spliced from 2 exons. Gene Ontology annotation, cellular component: cytoplasm; nucleus. Gene Ontology annotation, molecular function: ubiquitin protein ligase binding; protein tag activity. The record is from RefSeq and is a predicted model, not a curated record. NCBI's taxonomy places the organism in Eukaryota, Metazoa, Arthropoda, Insecta, Diptera, Culicidae. Gene Ontology annotation, biological process: protein ubiquitination; modification-dependent protein catabolic process.